Molecule: messenger RNA, 891 nt
Organism: Bemisia tabaci
Lineage: Eukaryota; Metazoa; Arthropoda; Insecta; Hemiptera; Aleyrodidae
Gene: RpS3
Product: ribosomal protein S3
Biological process (GO): positive regulation of apoptotic signaling pathway; translation
Cellular component (GO): cytosolic small ribosomal subunit; nucleus
Molecular function (GO): structural constituent of ribosome; RNA binding
Source: RefSeq, a predicted model, not a curated record
CGUCACACACUCAGGAAACCUUUCAUGUCUCCGCUGUAUUUUUCGAUCAGCCUCUUUCUGCCAUGGUGAAGACCGAUAAUCUGUGUCUUUUGUUGAUUUUUUAGUUUAAUUAUCAUCAAUCAUGUGUUCUGUUUCGAAAAUCUCACUUCAAAAGAAGUAUGUGGCAUCAGGAGUAUUUAAGGCAGAGCUGAACGAGUUUCUAACUCGAGAGCUCGCUGAAGAUGGUUACUCUGGAGUGGAUGUUCGUAACACGAACAACAAAAUGGAUAUCAUCAUCAUGGCAACACGAACACAAAGUGUCCUUGGAGAAAAAGGCAGACGCAUCAGAGAACUGACAGCUGUCCUGAAGAGGCGUUUCGGUAUCUCCGAUAGCCACAGCACUCCUGGCAUUGAAUUGUAUGCUGAAAAAGUUGAAACGAGAGGUCUAUGUGCAAUUGCUCAGGCUGAAUCGUUACGGUACAAACUCAUCGGAGGUUUAGCUGUCCGAAGAGCAUGUUAUGGUGUCCUGAGGUACAUCAUGGAAAGUGGAGCGAAAGGGUGUGAAGUAGUCGUCUCUGGAAAACUCCGAGGACAGAGAGCUAAAUCCAUGAAAUUCGUUGAUGGAUUAAUGAUUCACAGUGGAGAACCUUGCAAAGACUUUGUAAAUACUGCCACUCGUCACGUACUUCUGCGGCAAGGAGUGUUAGGAAUCAAAGUUAAGAUUAUGUUGCCGUGGGAUCCUACUGGCAAGACUGGCCCCAGGAAACCUCUCCCAGACAAAGUUAGUGUUGUUGACGCAAAAGAAGAUCCAUUGCCUGUUGCUCCCUCCAGCGAUGUCAAAACAGGCAAACCAGAACUUGUUUAAACAUUUUUAUUUUUACUUUUAUGAAUAAAACUGACAAAACAAGACUA